AUGUGGUCUCUACCUAUCCUCGCGACUUUGCUCUUCCUAACCCCCCUCUCCCUGGCUGGGAAAAAGUGCACCACCACCACGCCCUGCCCAACCGUCACCACCACAGCCGAGAUUUGCUCAACCUGCGUUCUCAAAGAGUGCCUCGCCCUCUCCACAAUCUCCAACCCACGCUCCUGCCCACCCAAGGUCGCCACCGUCACCACAUCCUACCCCUGCGCCGAGAAUACCUGUCCCGACGGCUGCGCGUCUACUUCUUACAUCUACGCAUCCACCUACGGAAACCCUCACCCUACCAUUACCAAGAAGCCCGCAUGUCCAACUGUCACUUCUGUUCUUGGACGGUGCUCGACUUGUGUCAUGCCCAUGUGUAUGGCUCGUUCUACUAUCAAGUCUGAAUGUGGAUGUCCUCUUACUGCGGCUACUGUCACGACGAGCUAUGCUUGUGAUGGUAAAUGUCCUGGUGGAUGUGCGGGAACCGAGUAUGUGUAUGAUACUGUGACGCCGGAUUGUAAGGGGUAUCCCACUGCUGUGUAG
Molecule: messenger RNA, 534 nt
Organism: Fusarium keratoplasticum
Lineage: Eukaryota; Fungi; Ascomycota; Sordariomycetes; Hypocreales; Nectriaceae
Exons: 2
Coding region: 1-534 (177 amino acids)
Source: RefSeq, a predicted model, not a curated record